AGUUUUGAGUGUGCACGACGGUAUAAUUCAACGGUUACGCUACGGUCCCGCUGUGAUUCAUAAAUGUAAUGUAAGACCGUCAAAUGGACAAUUUAAAUUGAAUUUUGAAUUUUCUGUUGCAUUCGGUUGUAAAUAUACGCCGAUAAGGCCGUCAAAUGAAAGUGCAAAUAGCAGUGAAAUCGCGACGCGCAUCUCACCGCAGUGACUAACAGCUUCUCGACCGUUUCAUUCGCCCGCGACGCCCUUUGAGUUCAACGCAUUCACAUUUCCGAGCGCAGAAUAUCUUUUUGUUUUGCCCGCAGUCACCAAGUACUGUAAUCAAAACACGGACAAAUAUCAACAUUUAAUCUCCUUACGGCUCAGAAAACCCAAUAAGGAUCAAAAAUGGAUACCAGUGGCGGAAAUUUGGAUUCCCUAGACGAAACGGAACCAUUGCCCGAGUUGAGUUUUGAAGACCUUUUGGAGACAGCGUCGGAGAAGAGCUCUCAACACAUGGAAAUCGAUACAUUGGACUCGGAUGAGGACCAUGUCGAGGGGGAUGUUCUGUCCGAACCUGCCAACGAUUCCCUGAACACACCUCAGUUCAAAAAAAAUGUUGUGCACAUACUGGAUGACAAGCGGUUGCCCCCGUCAGGAGUAACCGUUUUGAAGUCACACGCUAUUAAAGUGGUCACUGCUGGAGGACCAUCGCCGAACAAGCCACAAAUUACGGACGUCAAAAUCCUUAACAAACUGAAACCGAUACCCAGCAAUACCGUUAAGAUCGGCAAUACCACUAUCGCCACAGCUUCCGCACCGGGCACAGUUACCAAGACACUAAGCAGCUUGACCCAGUUCAAGACGAAAGAUGGCCAGGUAAUCUUCGUCCAGAAGUCUGUACCUGCGACACAGAGCAGUACAAUGGUGACUGGGUCACCAAGCGGGGGAAUGCGUCGACUCGUUGCUCCUACGGGCAUCCAUAAGGCGGUCCUCUCAAAGGGGGUUACGUUAGCGAGCACAGGUCUGGUUAAAGCGGCUGUGCCGGGCAAAACAGUCACCCCCGCCUCCACCACGGCCAUCACCAUCAAGGGCAUCCAACCGCUGGCCGGAGUCAGUGCAAAGUCGGUGUCUCCCAGCACAUCAUCCACCACAUCCUUGGCACAGCCUACCAAAAUUCAAGUGGUACGUACUACCGAUGGCAAGAUCAUCAAGAUCAAUCAGGCUGUACCGUCGGUGCUACUGAAUGCCAAACCACCAGGAACUGGAUCAGCAGUCACCCCAGGAACUUCUGCCACCACUACUGUCAAAUUAUCGCCUUCCACUGGAACUGUACUACUCAACAAACCCGUUGGACAAUCAGUCAAGACAGAAGAUCCUGGAAAACAAUCUUCAAUAUCGACGGGCUCCACUUCCAGGACAACCACAACACCUGGUAAGAUGUUAGUUCAGAGCGGUAGUAAACAGAUCCUUGUGUCCAGCAAAAAUAUCAUCAAGUUGUCACCAACCGCGGGGGCCACCAGCACCAUCACCAACACGGCUGGCGUGCAGACAUCUUCCACGAGCGGGUUGCACGCAAUUCAGCUUCCUGGCAAAGGAGGAGUGCAAUAUGUACGCGUUUUAACAAACAAUAAGAGUGGAUCCGGUACGAGUACAACUGGCACCACGCCAAAGACUAUGCAAGCCCAGAAGAUCACUGUGGUGCGGUCUCCAGCUGCCGUGGCUGCUGCUAGUUGUACACCUGCCACAUCUACUCCAAUAUCAGCUGCAGUAGCUCCAUCGACAGCAGCGCCAAAAACAAAUCUUUCCAUAGGCAGCACCAACAAGAUUGUCAUGAGAACAAUGGGUGGCAGCAUUGUGCCGCUGCCUUCGGUGCAGACGUUGGUCCACAAGCGUGCGCUGGGCGCCAGCACCAACGCCUCUAAGCCAGUCAGUGCCGCUAACAGCAGCACCAGCGGCAGUCCUAGUGUCAUGCAAGAGUCGCCUCGCAAGCAUCGGCUUACUGAUCUCAACAUGCAGUUAAAGCACCUGGCUUCGGCCAGCAGCGAUGCGAGCGAUAGUAGCGAUGCGGGUCCAGAGGCUAAGAAGCCGCGAUACGUAAUCACCAUGCAAGGAGCGCAACAGGCUUCGCAGUCAGCACAAAAGCUCAGUGGUCGGCCAUCGAACGUGCAGCGUGUAGUGACUAGCAACACUAGUCCCAAUGCCCCAAAAAAAAUUUACAACUUUGUAAAAUCGACGGGGGCUAAUGGCGUUAAGUACAUGAUUUGUAACUCUGGAGUGCCCCAAUCAUCGACCAGUGCCAUGAGACGAGGAUAUACUGGCUAUGUAGAUAACAAGCUGCGGCGUACGCUCGCAGUUUCAUCGCAGCAGCAUCGCUUCAAGCAGAUGAAUCCCCAGCAGCAAACAAAACACCUGCAACUUCAGGCGCAGGCCAAACAAAGGAUCAGGCAGCAGCAGCAGCUGACUCAACAAUCAGCGCCGAUUAAGGUGGAUCCAAAGCUGCCAACACAGCCUCCAAUCCAAAAGCCCAGCGUUCCAGCCAAACCGCUCUUUGACAUACUGAAACCCCCAUCGACAGGGGCUGCGGUCGAUGCGCUGGGCGGUAUGACUUCACGACGGAAACAUUGCAAUUGUAGCAAGUCGCAGUGUUUGAAGCUCUAUUGCGAUUGUUUUGCCAAUGGAGAGUUUUGCCAGGAUUGCACCUGCAAAGAUUGCUUUAACAAUCUGGACUACGAGGUGGAGCGUGAGCGUGCCAUUCGUAGUUGCCUCGAUCGCAAUCCAAGCGCCUUCAAGCCCAAAAUUACUGCGCCUAAUUCAGGUGACAUGCGGCUUCAUAACAAAGGUUGCAACUGCAAAAGAUCGGGUUGUCUCAAAAACUAUUGUGAAUGUUACGAGGCAAAAAUUCCCUGUACUAGUAUAUGUAAAUGCGUGGGUUGUCGAAACAUGGAAGAUCGUCCGGAUGUGGAUAUGGAUUCAUUGGAUGGUUUGGUGGGAACAAAAGGUCAAAAAAAGGACAAGGCGAACGACAAGGACUCGCAUGAAAAUCGCGCGAAUAUGUAUUUUACGGACGAUGUAAUUGAGGCGACCAUUAUGUGCAUGAUAUCGCGGAUCGUUAUGCAUGAGAAACAAAAUAUGCCCGUCGAGGACACGGAGCGCGAAGUGAUGGAGGAAUUGGGAGAAAGCCUUAACCAGAUCAUCACUUUUGCCAAGGAAAAGCAUGACAAUUCCCAUUUAGAUGAAUCCAAGGCAACGUUAUAGUCACACAAGAAAUAAUUUUUAAGUUUAAAGCGAUCUUGACUAAUCCCUAUACACUAUUCUAUUUUUGGCUUUCUAAAAGUUGACCUUAAAGUAAAGUGUACCAUUUUAAUAUAAUUUAAACACAAAAUGUAUAUACCAUACAUAGCAAAUUUCAGAUAUAAGUGGUUUUUAUUUGAAGCGUCUUUAAAGAGCGCGAAGUAAUAUCAAUUGAUUGUGUAUAAACUAUUCCUUGAAUUGGAUGUAAAUAAUAUAUAGACUCAAUAAAGUUUAAUGACCUUUAAACCCUAA
Drosophila eugracilis is the source of this 3522-nucleotide messenger RNA. RefSeq names its product protein lin-54 homolog (gene mip120). Gene Ontology annotation, cellular component: nucleus. The coding region runs from base 385 to 3234 and encodes 949 amino acids. Lineage: Eukaryota; Metazoa; Arthropoda; Insecta; Diptera; Drosophilidae. Gene Ontology annotation, biological process: regulation of DNA-templated transcription. The transcript has 5 exons. The record is from RefSeq and is a predicted model, not a curated record.